Molecule: messenger RNA, 4686 nt
Organism: Nerophis lumbriciformis (worm pipefish)
Lineage: Eukaryota; Metazoa; Chordata; Actinopteri; Syngnathiformes; Syngnathidae
Source: RefSeq, a predicted model, not a curated record
AUGACAGACGCAAAGUGCCUUCUGAAGACACCAAGUAACUUCCAAUCAUCUGCUAUGUUUGAAGACUCUGAGUCUGUGGAGGCAGAUGGAGGGAGCACAGAGAGCACUGCGGCCUCUACAAUCAGCGCUUGUAAGAAGGUUCUGUGCAGUAACAGUGUAAUGGACUCGUCAGACUAUUGGCUGAGGAAUGACAAAGCCUUGUGCAGACUGGGCCUGCUGGACGACAACGCAGAGGGCAGCUGCGCCAUGAUGUGUUUUGUGAAUCUGGACUCUCAGAAAAUAGACACAAACCGAAAGAAACUAGCACAGGUGUCUCCAGACCUGCCAAAGUUUUUUGAAUUACUAACUGGUCACCAGCCAAAAGAAAAUGAGAUCCUCUUCCUCAAUGGCCUUGAGGGAUCUGACGCUUGCCAAACACGACAAACGGUCUCUUCCCAGCUGCCGAGAAGUACAGGUGUGUGCCUGAUUCAACGUUCAGCGGAGAGACGCUUAAUCCAACCAAGCAGUAUCAUCUUUGAGAUCAACAGAUUCCUUGCUGGUUUCCAGUGGGGAAAAGAAAGACAGUUUCAACAAGGGCAAAUAAGACAACGGAUUGAUGAUGACACUAAUCGGUCAGUUUCGUCCAUAGAAGAAGACUUUCUGACAGCUUCAGAACACAUGGGAGAUGACAGCGAGGAUGACGGUUUCAGAAAUGAGGCAGAGGUUUCUGAACGAGUGGAGAGCUCAGUAGAUGUUGCACAGAAAUGCAAGGCUAGUGUCACAGGUCAGAGAGGACAGGCGGUCCAUCAUCAUAACAGGGAGGAUGCAGAAUUGAAAAAGGAUGCACAUCAGCGGGUCAACCUUCACACAAAAGAAUCAGCUGGUCACUAUGCCACCAAUCUAACAGAGUCGGUACUGCAAGAUGCCUUCAUACGCCUUUCUCAAGAUGAAACCCCCUUUAUCUCUGAGGCUGCAGUCAGUGUGUCCCACUCACCAUGCCACUCCAACAUUGCACUCUCACAUAGAAAACAGCCUUCCCAACACCACACCUGCUCUUUUGAACUUCCGAAAAUCGUCAUAGUUCAAAGUCCAGACAGUACAGAUGGAACUACAGAGUGGCCAGAGAAUCAGGUGUCAAAUGAGUCGGAUCAGGAAAUCACUACCAAAGACAUUGAAAUGCCAGAAAAGAAAGUUUAUAAUCCUCACCACAAUGGAGAACUUCCAUCAAAACCUGUAGAGGUGGCUUUGGCUUGUGCUGCCAAUGUUAUUGGAACCAUAACAUCCCCACAGCUAGCAAGAAAUCUCACUAAGGAUUUAACUUCAGAAGAAGACACAGAAGAGGAGCUGGCGAAAACAGAGAAGAAAGAUGACUACUCUUUCUCCUCGGCCAUUUGUGGUAUGGCUCAGGUUGCUGGUGCUGUUGCAGCACUGGAGCUUACAGAGAAGCCAGGGGAGGGUGUCAAUAAUGACACAGAUGUAAGAGCAGUCUACACAACAUCACAAGGUUUGAUAUCAGCCGCCCAAACAUCUGCAGCCUUGACGCUACAUUGUAGUGUUGCACAAGGUACCAGCGUGGAAGCAUUCCGUGCAAAUAUUGCUGAGGUGCUUUAUAGGGAAGCAGUUGAGGUCUUGACUUAUCCGCAUGGUUACCGGAGUGUCGCUGACCUUCUGGAAUCCACACAUAACAAGAUAGUUGAUGGCAUCACUUGUCCCAAAAAAUCCUAUACUGAAGAGAGAGAAGUGGGUGAAUUAAUCAGUGAGGUUGCCGACAGUCUUUUUAAGCAUGCAUUAGAAAAAGCUAAAAAGCAACAAGAACUUGAGGGGACUGGGAAAGAUGCCCCAAACAUCCAGGUUCUUCUGCAGGACAGUGUAAAUAAUUUGCUAUUUGAGAUUCUUUGCCAGGCACAGAAAAAGAUAAGUUAUAUUUCAAAAAGUGAUAACGGUUCAUUUGAGACAAAGGACCUUGAUACUUGCUCCAAGGAGCAUAUUCCUAUAAAAGGAGGAAGUGUUCCAUUAAGUCAACUACAGGGUCUACCAAGUUAUAAGCAGUCCACUAACACUGACAACAAACAUUGUGGAAUGUGUGAAAGCACAGAUAGGUCUAUCGUGGUUUCUGGAAAUCGCACAAACGUGCUUGAAGAAAUUGAUGUAAAUGCAUCUCCUUUUCCUGCUCACAACAAAGAACAUCAGCUGCAUUCAUGCUGUGCGCAGUUAAAGUGUGCUGUGCAUGCAAAAGACUGGUCUGGCCACCAGGAUACAACUACUGUCAGAGUCCCUUUGAGUGAAAUCCCAGUUCACUGUUCUGAGAGGCGGGGCCGAUUUAUAACAGGAAAUGAUAGCAGACAAUCAACCCUCACCCCACAGUCGUCACUCAACUCUUGCGGUUCACUCUUUUCUUCGAGAAUGGACUCGGAGAGCAGGACGCCUAUUACUUGCUAUGCUGAUGAUUUGGCUGCUACUGUGGUGUCAAUGGCCACAGAACUAGCUGCCAUAUGUCUUGAAAAUUCUACUGGGAAGCAGCCAUGGUUCUGUGCCCUGAAAGGGACUUCGAUAGAGGGAUCUGAGGCUUUCUUGAUCCCUGCUUGCCGAACGGUACUCCGAAGGAAAGAGAGUCAGAGCAACAAUGUCUCCUCUAAGAAACAUCGUGCACCACGACUCAGUGAGAUCAAAAAGAAAACAGAGGAGCAACCAGAGUUAAUGGAGCGUCUAGUGAACCGUGUGGUAGAUGAGUCUGUCAACCCUGAUGAACCACAGGACCCAUUUGCCCUUUUUGCCUCAGAAGUCACUGCCAGGAUCAUGAACUGUCCUGAGCUUAACGUGGUGGACACUUCUAAAUCAGGCCAGCCACGUAGCAGAUUGCAGUGUGAGAGGUGGAGCCGUGGGAAGGCCUCUAGUUAUGAAAGCAUUCCAGAGGAAGAUGCAGACGCCUCGGGUACUCCAAACACACUGGGCCCUGGUUGUCGUUUAGGCCAGAACCUGAGUCGCGGGAGCUCUAUUUCCAAGCAAUCGAGUUGUGAGAGCAUCACAGAUGAAUUUUCACGUUUCAUGGUAAACCAGAUGGAGACUGAGGGCAGAGGCUUUGACCUUCUUUUAGACUACUAUGCAGGGAAAAACGCUAGCAGCAUUCUGGCUGCAGCUGUGCAACAGGCCGCAACCAAGAAAAAUGGCCACCUUAAUGUCAGGACUACAUCUUGUCUGUCCAAACAGUCUAGCACUGAGAGCAUCACAGAAGAGUUCUAUAGGUUUAUGCUCCGGGACAUGGAUAAGGAAAACAAAGAGCGUGGUAUUGCAAAGACUAAAGAGUGGAGUAACAGCCUGUUCCCUCCAUCUCCCCGAACUCCCUUUUGUAUACGACAGUCAUCAGUCCCAGACAGGCGCUCUUCAGAUUCAAGACUGACUGUCAACUCACCCAUUAAAGCCAAUUCAUUUGAUGGGUUUCCCCGAAAUGUGCAUGGGGAGACAUUGAAUAUUUACCCAUCUAACUCAGUGGCAGCAACAGGACUGUGCAAGUCAGACUCAUGCCUGUAUCAAAGAGGCAAGACUGACCAAAUUACUGACAUGCUGAUCCAUGAUACCUGGUCUAGUUCAAUUGAGUCUUUGAUGCGGAAAAACAAGAUCAUUGUUGAUCCAGAGGACAGUAUCGACCUGGAGCCUGCAGGUGACUCCCAGGCCCACGUUCAGCAGUUUGCCAAUCGUCUAGCAGCUGACAUAAUAGAUAUUGGUAAAACAUCUGCUGGAGAUCAGCAAAAUGUUGCUGGGGGCACAAGUGUACCACACUCACAAAUGCAAAUGCCUGUUGGUGAGAGAAGGAGGGGUUUCAAACAAUCCCAUUUACACUGUAGCCGUAGUAGGUCAAGUCAAGAACAAAGUGGGUUGACAUCAGGGGCAGGUGACUUCAGUACAUCCCGUAUUAGAGGCCCGAGGCACGAUGUGCCAGUGAUCCACAUUGAGAGUGAUACUCAUGAAAGGAAAGAUAGUCCUCUAGAACAACCACUGGAGAUGCCAGUUACCAAGCAAGAGAAAGGAGUGGAAACUAUGGCGUUUGUGUUUAUGAUCUCACUAUUUUGCUCUCCCAGCAGUGAAAGGGACAGACCAGCUGUGGUUGCGACGAAAGUAGUGAAGAGGGACAAGCGUUCAAUGAGUGCUAGCAGUGAAGAGAGCACGGGAAGCUGGUCCCAUAUAAACACAGAGGAUGACCCCCCUGACGAGACCAGUAGUUUUAUCCACCUGUGUGAGGGGAAUGAGACCAGCAGCGGCUCAAGCGUAGGCAUGGCUGAUCUAGAUACUUUCUCUGAUGUGCCUUCUCAUAGCACAGAAAUUGGUGUAGAGUCAGAGAAAGGUGAUCAAGCAGGAACCAAAGACAGUUGCUUUGAGGGCGGCUCAGUCAGGACAGCAGGAGGUGUUACCGAUAAUGUCAGGGAACUCCUCGUGGUAAAUUGUGACCUGGAUGAAGACUGUAUGGACUCCGAGGUCACAGUGGCUCUUCAGUGGAUUGCUGCUUCUGAGCUGGGCGUUCCAGCUCUCAACUUCAAAAAGUCCAAAGAAAAAAGGGUCACUAAGUUCCAGAAGGUGGUCCAUCUGAUGUCACAGAAGUCGUGGCGGAUUGCAGACUUGUUCAGUGCUGUGCUUCAAUUCUGUAAACUUCAUGAGGAGAGUGAAGACAUGAAUCUGCUUAGCCUGUUUGACUGGCUCUUAGAGAUCAUGUGA